Molecule: messenger RNA, 4297 nt
Organism: Choloepus didactylus (southern two-toed sloth)
Lineage: Eukaryota; Metazoa; Chordata; Mammalia; Pilosa; Megalonychidae
Gene: CEP70
Product: centrosomal protein 70
Exons: 19
Coding region: 1793-3652 (619 amino acids)
Biological process (GO): regulation of microtubule cytoskeleton organization; cilium assembly
Cellular component (GO): centrosome
Molecular function (GO): gamma-tubulin binding
Source: RefSeq, a predicted model, not a curated record
UGAGGCAUAAGGGUUAAGCUUAGAAUGAUACCUGGCACAGACUAGAAAUUUAGAUAAGUUGUAGUUAAUUGCUCCAUCCACAAAACCCGCUCCAGUUUCCAGUAUCUAGGUGUCUGAGAAUGUUGCUUGGCUAGUGAAGAAUCGGAGGAAAAGGGGAGGGAGAGACGCGGAGGGGGUGAGUAGGCCAUUCUCCGGUUUAUUAAGCAUUUCGACAAAGAACGCUGUUAGAAUUUUGACAGAAUCACUUUGGGUAGACUUGACCUCCUGACAGUAUUUUAGUCUUCCAGUCGGUUAGCAUAGAUGUUCCGCUUUAUGCGGAAAUGAUGUGGAGCUGUGAGAGGGCUGAGACCCGGAACAAAGAGACCAACUAGAAGGAGUUCCUACUACCAUUUUUUUUUAAACUAAAUUAAUAUUAAACAUUGUGCUGGCAUUAACCAUACUGGUUUCAAUUCAGUGCAUUAAUGUUUUACUUUUCCUAUUGUCAAGUGGGCCCAGGCCUCCGCUACCCCACCUUUAGUUGAUUCGGGGUUUAGCCGACAGUUGCUGCUUCAAAGGGGGUAGAGGCGUGUUCUGACCCUUUGUAUAACCUCUCUGGGGCAGAUUAAUUUGCCAGAGAUGGCAUCCAAUCCUAACUCCAUUUUCUAAUUUUCUGUAGAUUCAGUUCUUUCUUAGGAACAUUAAACAGCAAGUUAGCAUACCUUUAGAAUAGUGAUUUUGCGUUUAAUAGAGAAUUUGAAAGCAUUGCAUGUUCCAUUUAUUGCAGUAACGUGAAAUACAUACUUCCAGGGAUUUUGGUGUUACUUACUUGACAAAGAACAGUUACUGACCAUGGCUUGUUAUUUCCACACACUCCCCACCCCCCAAAACUGGUGGGAAAUAAUUAAUAUUUGGUGCAUAUUGCAGAGGUUUCAAGUCUAUAAAUAGCAUUUGACCAAAGGAUUCAUGGGAAACCAGUGCCAGAAGAUACAGCCGUGUUUUACUUCUCUAAACUUGGCUUUCUAAGCUAUAGACAGACCGACUCAUCUUCCACCACCACACUUACAAGGCCCAACUUUAGGUGUGUGAUGAGACUAAUAGUUUCUGCCUUGGCCUUGGGAAGCAUUUGUUCUCUUUCUGUGACUUUGAGAGUCCUAAACUGUGUCUUAUCACAUUCUGCAAACUCUUGGCUAAACACAUUCACUUCACAGCAUGAAUCUCUAAAAAGGAGGGCUUGCUCAUAGGUGGAAAUGAGAGCAUUUUCUUACUGCCUUUGCCAUUUGUUUCAGGGAUAGUCUGAGAGUGCUUCCGUUUAGUACCCUUGUGUUUUGAUUUGCUAAACCUGUGGGAAUGCAGUAUACCGGAAAUGGGUUGGCUUUUACAGUGGUGAUUUAUUAACUUAAAAUUUACAGUUCAUAGGCCAGGAAAAUGUCCAAAUGAAGGCAUCAACAGGAUGAUACCUGGACUCUGAAGACAGGCUGCUGGCAUCUGGGACAUCUCUGUCACAUGAGAAUGCACAUGGCUGGCAUCUGCUGGGCCUCUGCUCUGGGUUUCAUUGCUUUCAGCUUCUGGUUUCAGUGGCUUCUAUGCGUCCUCUGGAGCUUUGCUCUCUAUGACAAUCAAGUGUCAAACCUGAAACUCAUUGGGUAAUCAUUUCAUCAAGAUCAACUUGAAUGAGCAGGUGAAAACUUUUUGCAAGAGGAAUCUGCUGUGACUGAGUUCUACAAGAGCAUGUAACAAGAGAACUUUUCCUAGUCAUGGGUUCAUGGAAGAUUUUCCUGAGAAAGGAAAUUUGAGCUGAGAUUUGAAAGCCAGGAUGCGUAAAGCAACUCAAACUUCUUUCUUGCCAACUUCUACUUCUUUUUAUUCUACAAAAGAAACUAUGUCUCCAGCAGCCCCUAAAGCCCAGGAGUCCAGUGAAUCGUCAGACAGACUCAUGACCAGUAAACAGCAGGAAGAAGCAGAAUGGGAAAGCAUAAAUGUACUGUUGAUGACACAUGGCUUAAAACCUUUGUCCCUAGUCAAAAGAACAGAUCUAAAAGAUCUCAUCAUUUUUGACAAACAGUCAUCACAAAGAAUGAGACAAAAUUUGAAAACAUUGGUGGAAGAUACAGCACGUCAACAGAACAUGAUACGGGAACUCAUAGAAACUAAUCAGCAGCUUAAAAAUGAACUUCAGCUAGAACAAAGCCGAGCAGCAGAUCAGGAACAACGAGCUAAUGACUUGGAACAAAUUAUGGAGAGUGUAAGAUCCAAAAUUGGUGAAUUGGAGGAUGAAUCCCUAAAUAGGGUUUGCCAACAACAGAAUAAAAUAAAAGAUCUUCAAAAGGAGCAUAAAGCUUUACAGGCAAAAUGCCAGCAUUACAAGAAAAAACGAAUGGAGCAACAAGAUACUAUUGCAUCUUUGCAAAAGGAUAUCUAUAGAUUAACAAAAGAAGAAGAAGAACGCAUUGUCACCCAAAACAGAGUGUUUGCCUGUCUGUGCAAAAGAGUUCCUCAUACCGUCUUGGAUAGACAGUUGCUUUGCCUGAUUGAUUAUUAUGAAACUAAAAUUAGAAAACUUUAUAAGCAAAGGCAAUAUAAAGAAGAUGAAAGUCAGUCAGAGGAAGAAAACGACUAUAGAAGUCUGGAUGCCUCACCAAGUUAUAAAGGCCUUCUCAUAUCGUUACAGAAUCAACUUGAGGAAUCAAAAUCCAAGAUUGAUAAACUUUUAAGUGAAAAACUGAACCUCCAAAAAGAUUUGGAAACCAGGCCCACACAGCAUGAAUUAAGACUUUAUAAACAACAGGUGAAGAAACUGGAGAAAACCCUUAAGAAAAACAUCAAAUUACAGGAGUUUAUCAGCCCAAAAAAGGCUGAGGACACAGAGAAAAAAGAUGAGCCCAGCAAAGAUAUUCAGCCACAGGCCCUAAUUGACCAGAGAUACUUUCAGGUACUAUGUAGCAUUAAUUCAAUUAUUCACAAUCCAAGAGCUCCAGUAAUAAUUUACAAACAAAGCAAGGGAGGAAUCCAACAAUUUAAUAAAGAUCUUGUUCAGGAUUGUGGAUUUGAACAUCUUGUUCCUAUAAUAGAAAUGUGGGCAGAUCAACUGACAUCUCUGAAGGAUUUGUAUAAGUCCUUGAAAAUACUAUCUGCUGAAGUGGUGCCUUGGCAUAAUUUAAAGAAGCAGAAUGAAAAUGAAGGUAUCAAAGUUGAAGACCUUUUGUUUAUAGUAGAUACCAUGUUGGAAGAAGUUGAAAAUAAGGAAAAGGACGGCAAUAUGCCAGACUUUCAAACUUUGCAAGCUAUUGUUUCUCACUUCCAAAAAUUGUUUGAUGUGCCUUCUUUGAAUGGAGUCUAUCCUCGAAUGAAUGAAGUUUAUACUAGGCUUGGAGAAAUGAACAAUGCUGUGAGAAACCUCCAAGAACUUUUAGAACUAGAUAGUUCAACCUCGUUGUAUGUGGUGGUAAAUACAGUUGGAAAAUUGUGUAGGUUGAUUAAAGAGGGUGUGAAUGAACAGGUUAAGCAGGUAUUGGCACCUGAAGACCUUCAAAGCAUUAUCGACAAAUUGGAAGAACAUGAGGAAUUUUUUCCAGCAUUUCAGGCAUUUACUAAUGAUCUACUUGAAAUCUUAGAAAUUGAUGACUUGGAUGCCAUUGUACCUGCAGUAAAGAAAUUAAAAGUACUUUCAUAUUGAAAACAAAUCAAAUCAUUUUUACUGUGUAAAUUGCAUUCUUAGACAUUCUAAAUAUUUUGUAUGAUCUUGAGACAAGAGUUGUGCAUUGUAGUUACCUACAGUAUUCAUUCUCUUCUUAGCUUUGGGUCCUUCUGCAUCCAUUUAAUUUUUAUUAACUUUUGAAAUUCUUAUAUAGAAAACAGUUGCAAUUUAAUUGAACUUUAGAUCCCUCAAUCAUUUCUUAAGCAGUUCUUGUGUGCUUAAAAUUUAAGGUUGUUUUAAAUAAGGUAGGACAUGUGAGUAAAAGAGAAAUUCAGGUAAAGAUAUUGUAAGUAAAAGAAAGGUUGUAUUUAAAUUUAGGUUUUAGUGGCCUUUGGUUCAGGGAGACAGGAAUGCCAGUCCAUCCAGAAGGAAGCUUUUGCUUUCCUGGCAAAGACUAAAUGGCACAUUCUAUUAAGAUAUUCCUUGUGACAGUUUCUCUUUCAAAGCAGGAAGAAGAAAAAGAAGGGCAAAUGUUUUACCGUUUUGUUAGGGUAGGAAAUGAAUCAUGCAGUAAAAUAGAUGCAUAGAUAGAAAUCCCUUAUAAAAAAAGUAUCUUUUUGCAGUCUUAAUUGUAAUGCACUUUUUAUAAGGACAUAAGAAUUUAAAUAAAAUGUUUGUAAAGAA